Molecule: messenger RNA, 1787 nt
Organism: Hypanus sabinus (Atlantic stingray)
Lineage: Eukaryota; Metazoa; Chordata; Chondrichthyes; Myliobatiformes; Dasyatidae
Exons: 4
Coding region: 31-777 (248 amino acids)
Source: RefSeq, a predicted model, not a curated record
GUUCAUCCCCACAAGACCGUCAUUUACCUCAUGUGUGGAAAAGGAACAAAGCGGGCAAACAAUAAUACAGAUAUUCAAAAUGAUAAACUCGUGACACUCUCUCUUUCCGUUCUUUCGCACCUCCUCUCUCUCGUUCCAUUGUCUCUUCCCUCUCUCACUCACUCCCCCAGUCUUCCCCACACUAUCGCUGUCUCUCUCACACAUGCCACUCCCCAUUCACUCAGAACAUCGCUUCCUCUUCUCGCGCAGCCAUAUACCCUCCCCUCUCUCUUUUUGUUUUCUCUCCCCCAUUCUCUCACAUUUUCCCGCCCACCGGUCCCCUCUCACCAUCCCCUGAAUUCUCCUUCUGUUUAUCUGAGUGGUCUCUCCACAGGUCCGCAUAAACAGGAGCCGAACGACAACAUCGGAAAUGGACCGGACCGUAAGAUGUCGCUACUCAGCAUGGUUACGUCCGUCCUCUUCCUGACCGUGGUCGGGCUGUCGAUCCAUGUAUCACAGAUUCGUCAGUCUAAGGUCACCUGCAACCGAACCGAUAAUGAAUUAAAUUCAACCCUUCAAUCCAUGGUUUCGGCGCUCAAUUCUAAUCUGUCUGUUCUUCAACAAAAACACAGCGAUCUCCGUCACCAGUUCUGUGGAUUGUUGACCAGCAGAAGAGAAUUUUAUCGAGAAAGCUGUCCACGACCAAGGCAGUUCAUACUGGAUUGGAAAAUGCGAAGACGGGGAAGUGGCCUUAAAUGUCGUGUACAAUGUGAACGCUGGGAAGUCCGAAUGCAGUAAAUGUAAAUCCAGUUGCAAAAAUGACCAGUACCGUUUCAUCUGUGAGAAGUCUGCACCUUUCUGCCCGGAUAUUUCUGAAAAGAUCCGAAAUCUCUGUCUACAGCCCGUGGAGCCGACUUGAAUCAAAUGACAAUACCCUCUUUCUCUAUUUCUCUCUCCUAUUCUCACUAACCCAUUCUCUCUUCCCCUCGCCACUACCCUAUUCUCCUCCCUCCUUCUAUAGCCUCUUUCCUCGCCAUGUCGCCUUCUCUUUACCCUCAUUCCAAAAUCUCUCUCUCUCUCAUCCUCCUCCAAUCCUACCUCACCUAUUACAUCCCUAUUUUCCUUCCUCUCACUUUCUUGCCGCCCUCUCCUCCCACUCUUCUCUUCACACUCUCUCCCCCGAUUCACUACUUCCUCUCUUCUCUUCACACUCUCUCCCCCGAUUCACUAUUUCCUCUCUGCCCCUCUCUUCCCAUCUCACUCUUUCAUUUAUCUAAACCCACUGCAACUCCCUUUUCUCUUUCCAGCUACUCUCACUUCAAUCAUGUCACUGAUGUCCUCGAUAUCCCAGCCCUGGGGAAAUAGAGCGCACGCAUUCGCCUUAUCUCUGUCCCUAGUGGUUUUAUACACCUCUGUAAGUUCACCGAAUCAAGCCUAAAAUUUCCCGACCUCGCUUCAUAAUUCCAUCCCUCGUGUCCCGGCAGCAUCCGCGAAAGUCUCCCGCUGCAGUUUUUCCAGCUCAGCGGCAUCUAUCCCACAGCUGGGCGACCAGAACUGAACACCGUGCUCCAAAUCUGUCCUGACCGACGUCCCGUAUAACUGCAACUUGACCUGAGACUCCCGUACUCAGUGUCCUGACUGAUGAAGCCCAGCGUGUCAAAUGUCCUGUCCAGCUUCAUCGCAUGAUUUCUGUCGGAUUCACGGUCUGUUUUAUUAUCUGUGACUUAGACCACCUGGGAUUUGGUCUUUUAAAGUAUCAGCAGGGAGCAAAUUUAUAAAAUUAAUGUAAAAUUCAAAAAGCUAAUAAA